Stereum hirsutum FP-91666 SS1 is the source of this 201-nucleotide messenger RNA. RefSeq lists its product as uncharacterized. The annotation marks the transcript as partial. The transcript has a single exon. NCBI's taxonomy places the organism in Eukaryota, Fungi, Basidiomycota, Agaricomycetes, Russulales, Stereaceae. The record is from RefSeq and is a predicted model, not a curated record.
AGUCAAGACUGGCUCUGGUUCCACCUCUCAAUGCUGGACGAAGACGAGGAAGGGUACGGUCUGAACUUAUUGGGCGAAGUAUUGAUGGGGUACGGAGAGAGGUAUUUCGAGGGUCGAGGUGCGAGCGCGGGGGCGGAGGGCCAGGCACAGGCGAAGGGCAAGAUGCGAUUGUGGGCGAGUGUGUUGGUUAUGACCGGAUAG